Molecule: messenger RNA, 3621 nt
Organism: Pseudophryne corroboree (corroboree frog)
Lineage: Eukaryota; Metazoa; Chordata; Amphibia; Anura; Myobatrachidae
Product: ADP-dependent glucokinase-like
Exons: 6
Coding region: 869-2305 (478 amino acids)
Biological process (GO): glucose metabolic process
Cellular component (GO): endoplasmic reticulum
Molecular function (GO): ADP-specific glucokinase activity
Source: RefSeq, a predicted model, not a curated record
AAUGUUAGGUGCAAAAAUGCCCUCUGCUACUGCUGCAAACCUAAAGCUUCCAAGUGGUGCUGCAGCAGCUGGGGCCUGUAAUGCACAUUAGCCAGCAUUGUGUUCCAGAAAGCCUCUAGUGUUUUCAUGACACACCCUGCCUCUGUUACAGGAGAGAUAGGCAGGCACUGGCAGGCAGUGAUGCACAGACGUGAGAUGGGCAGGGAGAUACCAGACACACAGCAGCAGCAUGCCCAGCCUCAGUCAGCACUGCAGCAGCCACCCACCCCCCUGAUCAGCUGGAGGCGUACACACCUAGCUAAUGCCUCUUUUCUAUAGGAUGGAGGCAGGAGUCCGGGUGCUGCUGCUUCCGUGUGUGUGACUCUGCACUCCUCCUCCUACCAGGCAGCACAGUCAGAGGAAGAGGCCAGUACAGGGAGAGCAGCAGCACUGGGCUGUAUGUAUGAAGGGAGAGAGGCUGGAGAGAGGCUGCUGGUACCUGGGAUAUACAGGCAGGAUUUUCAUCCUGACCCUUGAGGACUCUUACCUGAGAUAAUUUACUCCAGGAGCCAGUAACCAGCCAGCUGCUGUGUGGGGAUAGUAUGUCUGCAGAUGCUCUCUGUGUGUUGCAUACGUGUAGCUAGUCCAGGGUCAGGGUUGUCACAGUAUUUAGCAUGGGAAAGUAAUUGCACUGUGCCACUGGAUGUAUGUGUAUCAUUUGGAAGUGUAUGACCCUGUACUGUGGCACAGCUGGAAAGGGCCAGUGCAGGUGGGGUGGUCUCAGGGCAUUGUAGGGGCUCUACUUUGUGGCCACACAGAAACAGGGGUAGUAGGGACAAGUAGCCAUUUGUUGUUUAAAUCCUUUGGGUAGAUCGCUUUUUGUCAUUCCAUGGCUGCCCCCAAGCUCUUGUGUCUCCCGCUGCUAUCCUUGCUGGCCCUGUUGGCUGCCUACUGGUUCCGCAAUGUGAAGGAGGACCACCUGAAGGACCGGAUGGAUACGGUGCUGUCAUCGCUGCUUCGAGCUGAGCAGAAAGUUGGAUUGGAUGCAGACAGACCACCUCGCAUAGCAAUUGGCUUUGGAGGAUGCCUUGAUAUAAUAGUAGAUGGGGUGGCACUGAUGCAGGAAGCAGCCAUAGAGCCCAGUUACAAUCCAAUCCACCACAACUUUAUCGAGACGGAGACGCAGCUGGCAGAGAGCUUUGCCUACUUUUUUCCUCCUGGUGCAGCUUCAGAAAGAUAUGUGUCCAAUGAAACCUUGUUCAGGAAGCUUGUAGGUGCCUCUAAAAGGCUCUCUGAAAUGCGUUGGGCUCUGGGUGGGAAUGCUCCAGUCAUGGCCAACCGCUUAGCUGCUGAAGGAUGUGAUGUUCUGCUUGGCGGUCGUUUGAGUCAGGAUGAACUUAGUGUGUUGUCUGACCGCAUUACAGUUGCUGGGGAGUCCUUAACGGAUGCCGACAUACAUCUCAUUAUGGAAUAUUCAACAGGGGCUAAGUGGGGAAGUCACAUCUCGCGGAGAGCCAACAGGUACAUCGUGCACAGUGAUAUGCACAAUCCCAUGAUUGAUUCCCUGGAAGAUUUUAAAUCGCAGCUGGAAAGCUUUGAACCAGAUCUUCUUGUGAUUGGAGGCUUACAAAUGAUGGAUAGUUUCCCCUUCAAGCCAGGUCAGCGUGAAGCCAGGUUGAUGGUACUUCAAGAAAUGAUGCUGUCUAUGGAUAAUAAGAUAGGCUCCCACUUUGAGAUGGCCUCUUUUGUGGAACAGAGCCUGAUGAAGGACUUACUAGAAUAUGUCAUACCUUACGCUGACUCCUUAGGCAUGAAUGAACAGGAGCUUCCCAAUUUGCUUAGUCUAAUUAAAGGGGGAAACAUCACAGUCUUAUCAGACCCAUACCCUCGAGUGGCCUCCAUUCUUGACCAAAUGCGUGAGCUUUAUACGCUACUCAGAUCCCAAGAGCUUAGAGAGGGUCAAAGACAGCUGACCAGGCUACAUGUCCACACUUUGGCAUUUCAAGCCAUGAUGGUGACCAAAGGAUCCAUAUGGAAAAACACAAUGUCCGCUACUGCCAAGGCUUCACUCACAGCCAACAGGCACGUGUGCGGCUCUGCUCGGAUUGACACCCGGAAGGCCAAACUCAUCAUGGAUGACUCUUUCUCAAUCAGCAGAGAAGUGGGCAGUCAGAGGAUACCUUUAAAGGAAAGUCGCCCUGUGUCCUGCUGGGAAGAGGAGACCUAUGAGAUUUGUCUAGCACCUGUCUUGGUUUGUACUGAAGUUUUCCAAACGGCAGGUGGGGGAGAUAAUAUCUCCGCUGCUGGACUUGUGUUGCAAAUUUGAAUCUGUAAUAUCUGCUCUGCAAGGGUGUAAUAGUCAAAUUCCAUGGAUGACUAUUUUACAGAUGCUAUGCGGUCAUCAGUAGUAUACAGGUUUAAAAGAGAUACUGACAUUAUCUGAGCCAUACUUCUUUGUUUCCUUUUUCCGUGGAAGUGUUUAUUUUUGCUAUAAGUUCCUCCUCCCAAAACCCCCAACUAGUACAACUGCUAUGUUGCAAUACUGGGACCCCCACUUAGUCAUGCCUGCAGAACCACCAUGCCACAUCUUGGUAUUUGAAUGUAAUCUUCUCCAGGUUCCAGUUUUUGAUGCAGCAGAGUGGACCAGGAACAUCAUCAACCUGCAUAUGCAAGCCUUUAACAUUCCACGCUAUGAACCAUGAAACCUCAUACAGCCACAGGUGUAGGGGGGGUCCUGGGAGUGGGAACGCCAGUACAUUCCAAGACUUUUUAGCAAAAAUAAAUGCUUUCUAUGGACCAUUUAAAUAAGCCAUCAAUGUGAACAGGUCAGACAGACCUACCGUGCAUUUACUUGUUUUAUUAAUGUAUUGGGUUUUUUUCAUUCCCAUUGAAUGCACAUUCCAAGUAUGUUGCUGCGCCCCUCACUGUCUGUUUUUAUUGGCCAUGUCUGAAUUGUAUUGUGGACAAUUUGUUGUUGUGUUUUUAUUUCUAGGUAUGAUUUUCAGCCAACUGACAAUGAAGGCUUAUUUAAUAACACGGUGUAAAGAUAAAUUAGCCAUAACUUAGCAGUCAAUUGGACAUAAGCUUUGGCAAAUCUCAUUCACUUAUAAGCUGGGUACACACUGGAGCGAUGUUGGGCUGAUUUGUGGUUUCGUAACCUCAAAUCGACUACAUCGCUCAGUGUGUAUGGGUGAUUGCACGCUCCCGUGGUCGUUACCGAAGGACACUAGGUUUGAUGUGCAGCACAUCAAACCUAGUGAUACCGCUAGCGACCUUGUUUGUGCUAAUGCAGGAAGGAACAUGAUGUUCCAUCCUUCAUUAAAGUCGUUCCACUGGGCUCAAGGACAUUUGAUGUUGGAACGAAUGCCCGUCGCUCUAGUGUGUACCCAGCUUUAGAGUAAAGCACCAAACGUAAUGUUACAUAAGCCAAAAUGGUAGCAUUUAAAAAAAAAAAAAAAUUUUUUACAAAUAAAGUGCAAUUAUGCAGCAGCCAUAAUAACCAAAAGUAACUUUGAUACAUAAAGUGAGAGAUAGCAACAACACCUUUAUUUUCAUUGUCUAUGUGUCAUUUAAGGUCUUUUGGCACAUAACUGUUUUACUUGUGAAAGGGGUAUAACUUCAAAUAAAAUCUCUAAUUUCUCU